Molecule: messenger RNA, 288 nt
Organism: Neurospora hispaniola
Lineage: Eukaryota; Fungi; Ascomycota; Sordariomycetes; Sordariales; Sordariaceae
Exons: 2
Source: RefSeq, a predicted model, not a curated record
CAAUAUUUGGCAGUGGCACCGCUGCAUCAUAAAACCCUCCAUCUCGUCGGUAUGUGCUACAAUUACACUGAAUACAAGUACUGCGCCCAAGGUCCCCGCUGCCGCGGGGGCUACGGCUGGGUCAACAGUCAGGGCCAAUCCUACGCAAAGUCCUACGCACAGUUCGUGCGCAUUCGUCGUUGCUCCAACUUUGAGCGCGGCUAUGACUGCCGCCAAAGAAGGUCUUUGGGACCUGGCUCCGAAACCAAGACCAGUGAGGAGACUUGCCUUAUUUGCCGACUCUGGUAA